Messenger RNA from Closterium sp. NIES-65, 942 nucleotides. The record is from the annotation of a GenBank genome assembly. Lineage: Eukaryota; Viridiplantae; Streptophyta; Zygnematophyceae; Desmidiales; Closteriaceae.
AUGGCUACCCCCAGUGUCCUUACCUUUGAUACUGAGGGUCGUGCUGUUGACUUUGAGGUCUGGGUCGAUGACCUCCAGCUGUUCUUACAGUGCGAUAGGGCAAACGGGCUCUCCCUAUUCGAUCUCACCUCUGGUGUCUCUCCUGCCCCGCUUGCUACUGCUGACAGCACUGUUCGCUCACAGUGGGCCACGCGCGAUGCUGCUGCACGUCUUGCUGUGCGUCGCCACUUACCGACCACUGAGCAUGCGCACUUUAGCCAGUACAAGAGUGCUAAGACCUUGUACGACGUUGUAGUUGCACGCUACUCUUCCCCUGCCACUGCUGCUCUUAGCCGCCUCAUGCUACUGUACCUGUUCCCUAACCUUGCUGCCUUUCACACAGUCGCUGACCUCAUUACGCACCUUCGCACUAGUGAGACUCAGUACCGAGCUGCACUUCCUGCUGAGUUCUUCAAGGACCACUUCCUCUCAGUUUGCCCCACCACACUCACUGUUGACCUCCUCGAGGAGCGCCUCCUAGCAGCAGAGAAGAGCAUAGUCGCUGUAGGAGCCUCUCGUGGUGACCCUCGCACCCCCGUCUUUGAGGGGUGUUCUCCCUCCCCCCUCUUGCCCUCUGUUUCUUCUGCUGCUGCGGCCGACCUCGUUGGCUUCGAGUCGGUCGGCGUUGCGUCUGCCCCUAGCGGGAAACGCCGCACCGGCAAGGGCAAGGGGGGCAAAGGCGUUGGAGGGGCUGGUGGGGGCGGUGGAGGUGGUGGUGGAGGCAGUGGAGGGGGUGGGGGUGGUGGUGGGAGUGGUGGCGGGGGUGGAGGUGUCGGUGGCAGCAGUGGAGGCGGAGGAGGUGGCGAUGGUGGCGGAGGGAGCGGAGGCGGCGGAGGUGGCGGAGGCGGCAGAGGUGGCGGAGGCGGCGGAGGCAGCGGUGGAGCUGGUCGCGGCUCUGCGUAG